AUUGUCUUCUCCCAAAAAAUUCUUAAUUAAACGUGUAAUUGAGAGUCUCCCAGAAAGUCGAGAAUAUGCAUUCAAAAAUUCCUUCAGUACCGAAACUGCAAGUUCAGCAAGUUCGAGGACAUUAACAGCGGAUAUUGUCUUUGGAAGCUUUGAGUCAUCUCCUGAAGAACAUGCUGCUUCUUUAACCGAAAAAGCUGCUCCUUCAACUGAAAACUGCACAGCUGGGGGGCUCAAAAGAAAGUUUGAGGCUUUUGUAGAUGAAGAAAAUUUUCCAUCAGUCAUUACACCAUCUAGCCCUGGAAUUUCAAAUAUCACACUGAAAAAGCGUAAACUCAAUAUGCCACGUUUCUUUGGCGACAUAGAAUAUGAAGAUCUGGAGGAUCCAAAUAGGCGAAAAAUUUGUUGGAAAAUCAUUACAAAUACAGUAAACAAGCUGAAGAUAAAAAUAAAUAAUUCACAAGCCAAAAGAAGACGGAGGAAUAAUAAAAUAUACUCACUAGAAAGUUUGACAAGUGAUUUGAGAAAGAAAAACUGGAUUUCAGAGAGUGCUGAAAUGAAUUUGAAUAGUUCAAUGACGGAAUCAGCCAAGCAACUGUUUUCUCUCUUAUUGAGAAAACGUAAAAGGAAAUUCUCACCACAACUGAGGCAGUUUGCAUUAACUCUGAAUUUUUAUUCGAAGAAGGCCUACAAUUAGGUUCGUCGAACUUUUUCGAAUGUGUUACCACAUACAAGAACGCUUGCAAAGUGGUUUUCCACUGUUAAUGCUUCUCCAAGUUUCAUGGAAGAAGCUCUUUCUGCUAUUAAAAUAAAAUGCAUGGAUGCUGCCCAAAAGGGUCAUCAAAUAUUGUGCAAUUUAGUGUUUGAUGAAAUAUCAAUCCGGAAAAAAAUUGAAUGGGAUGGCAAAAAGAAAUAUGGAUAUGUAGAUUUGGGUUUAAAUGAUAACACUGAGAAUUCGGAAGAGGUCAGGGAAGCUUUGGUAUUUAUGCUGGUUUCUUUGAAUAGUAGUUGGAAGAUUCCUGUUGGUUAUUUUUUAACCAAUGGUUUAACUGGUAGAGAGAAGGCUAGUAUAUUGAAUAAUUGUUUGGAAUUUCUCCAUAAGAGCUCAGUUAUUAUUACCUCAAUAACAUUUGAUGGUGCUCCAUCAAAUAUGGCAAUGGCAUCUGCACUAGGUGCAAAUUUUAAUGUUAAUAAUUUGAAAACGUAUUUUAUUCAUUCAAUUACUCAUGAAAAAGCAUACAUUUUUCUUGUUGCUAGUCACAUGAUAAAAUUAGUUAGAAAUUCAUUGGGCAGUCAAAACAUUUUGGAGGAUAGAAAUGGAAAUAAAAUAAACUGGGAAUUUUUAGAAGAGUUAUGCCACUUCCAGAAUAUCGAAGGAUUGCAUGCUGCUACUAAAUUAAGAGCCAGGCACAUGAUGUGGAUGGGGGAAAAAUGUAGGUUAAACUUGCUGUCCAAACACUGAGUAAAAGUGUUGCAGAAGCUCUGGUUUUUUUGAAUUUUGAUUUAAAAUUACCUCAAUUUGAAAAU
Molecule: messenger RNA, 1524 nt
Organism: Harmonia axyridis
Lineage: Eukaryota; Metazoa; Arthropoda; Insecta; Coleoptera; Coccinellidae
Exons: 5
Coding region: 338-694 (118 amino acids)
Source: RefSeq, a predicted model, not a curated record